AUGAUAUAUUUGACAAAUUCAAGAAAUGAUGAUCUCCUUUUUAAAUAUCAUGAUGCAGAAUUCACGCUAAAUAAUUAUCGAAGCAGCAAUAUUUUUUUAAGUAUUGCAUAUAAAUUUAAUGAAUUUUUAUAUUAUUUAGAAGAAAAUAAAAAUGACAGAAAAAAUACAAAUGCUUACUUAUCAUUCUUACACGAAAAUAGACAUCCUUUUUACAACGAAUACAGUACUCCUCAAAAUUAUGAUCAUAUUAAUCACCAAGUCAAUAAAGGAAAACUACAAUAUAAUAAUAAUUUUAAUAACUAUAAUGUCAAUCUUAUUGACUUACAUAAAGAUAAACCCAAUUGUGAUUAUAUCAUAAACCGUAAAAUCCUGAAGAGCAACACUAUUUAUAAUAAAAUAAAAGUUAAAAAAAUCAUAGCAAAUAAAUUUAAGAAAAAUAUAAAACAUAUUAUACUUCGAAAUAAAAGAAAAUUCUCACAUAAACGUGUUACAUCAAAUAAAAUAAAUAGCCUUGUAUUACAUCCGUUAAUAUUCUCACAUGGUAAAAAAAAUGGAAUUAACAAAUUAUAUAAGACAGAUGUAAAACUUAAUAUAAAUCAACUCGAUUUGUUUUACUUGAAAGAAAAAAUAAAGCAAGAUGUAAAAUAUGACUCGAAUCAAUGUGUAUGUAAUUAUUAUCAGAUAAAUGCUUUACAUCAUAGCUUAUUACACAAUAAUGAAUAUAUAAAAUAUAUUAAAAAAAAUAAUUUUAGAGAACAUGAUUGUGUUAAAAAUACGGAAUAUAUUCAAUUUCAAAGAAAAAUAAUGCGUGGAAACAAUUUGGAAUAUUUUUAUAUUUUAAAACAAAAAAAAAUCAUAAAUAUUGCUAAGCAUUCUAAAGCAAAUAAUAUUAUCACCCCAUCUAAUGAAUGCAUUUUAUAUAAUAUUAGUCAAAAUAGUUUUGAAUAUCAUAAAAGUAAUAAUAUAACAUGUUCAAAUAAAAAUGAAAAAGGAAGCAACCACAUUACUAAGCACAAAGAAGAUAGUAAAAAAGAGGAAAGACGCACUCAUAAUAAUAAUAAUUCAAAUAGAUCAAACAAUUGUAAGCGAACUAAUGGAGGAAAUAAUGAUGAUAACAAUGAUGACGAAAAAGGGAAAGAUAAUAACAAAGAAUCGAGAAAAUGCAACAGUUGUAGAAAAAAAAAAAAAAAAACUAAUAAUAAUAAAGUAAACUACAGUAUUUGUAAAAAUAACAAUAAUAAAAAAUUAAAAUCAAAAAAGAUCGUGGCGAUGAAAUCAAAGAGCAAUGCGCAAAGGAAAACCAGAUCUAUAAAAAAAAAUCGCAUGAAUAAAACAAAUGAAACUUCAAUGAAUUAUGAUAAAAUAAAAAUAGACAAUGUAGCAAAUGCUGAUAAUAAUGUAAAUUCUAAAAAGGUACUUAUUGAUAGCCAAAAUGAGGAAGAUAGCAAAAAAAAUAUCGUGGUAGGGGGUGUUCCAAAAGACAAUCCACGAAUUUUUUCAGAAAAUGAAAAGGAUAAUAUAAUCACUAAUUAUAAUCCAUUAAACAAAUAUUUAAAUCAUUUAAAAAAUUUAAAUUAUGAUAUAAAAUUUGGAAAUGCAUACAUAAAAUUAAAAAAAAAAUUAAGUUUGCAAAAUAAGUGUCAAUUUGAAAUAUAUGAAGCGGAAAUUGUUGCAGUUGAUAAUAUUUGUAACAUGUUUUCCCCAUAUAUUCAAAAUUUUGAAAAUUUUUAUCAUAUACUAAAAAGAAAUACAAACAACUAUGAUUUUUUAAAAUCAAAUAUGCUUGAAGCGAAAGAUAUAAAAGAUAUUGAUAUUAAUGAAGAUAACAUAAGUGAUUUUAUUCAAACAAGUAAAGACUAUGAUUUAAUUAUUGAUUAUUUGAUUAAUAACAACUACUUAAUGAAUCAAAAUUUAAAAUCUGGAUUCGAAAAUGGAAACAAUUAUAUAUUUCCAACAAAUACCAGUACAAUCAAAUCAAUAGUUGAGGAUUAUGUAUAUCCUUUAUCAAUAGAAACCCAGAAAAAUUCAAUAGAAAGAGAUAAUUCAUUUCAAGCUUAUAAUAAUGAUAGUAUUAAUUUGAAAAGACAAAAAAUAUCGAUUAGUAAUUCCCCUUUAGAAAAAAUCUCAGAUAAUAGUACCCAUAGGGACAAUUGUAUCAGUCGCAUUAACAAUACCAACCGCAAUAUUAUUUUCCAAAAUAAAAACAAAGACAAUAUCGUUAACAACGAUAAUACUAUAAAUUCAAAUAAUAUACAUAAUUCUAUAAUUAUAAAUAUUGAAAAAAAAAAAAUGAGCAUUGAAGACAGCAGUGUUCCCCUGAAUAAAUCCAUUCGAAAUGCACCAAAAAGGAACUUUAAUAAUAUAACAUCAAGCAAACAAAUAUAUAAUGAAAAUUCAAAUAUAUUAGUUAGCAAAAAUUCAAAUGCUAUGUAUUCUAUUAUUAAAAAGGAAGAAAGUCAUAUUAACAGCAAAAAAAAUAUCAACAAUAAUAGUAAUUGUAGUAGUAAGACAAAAUUACUUUGUAACAAUAUUCAUACAAUUUCAGGGCAUUAUACCAGAAGUAAUAAAGAAGAAACUGAUUAUGAAAUAUUACCGAAUAAUGAGGAUAAUGAAAAAGACGAUAAACACACUAAUAAAGAAGGCAACGAAGUUUUUAAUGAUAAUAAAGAGGACCCCAUUAGCUUAUUACUGAAAAGAGAAAUUCUCUAUAAACAUUUAAUUAACGAAAUUAAAAAAAUAAGCUUUUUAAAACAAUUUGGAUAUAAAUCUUUAUAUGACAUACUAAAAGAAAGAUUUAAGAAAUAUAUGGAAACUAACAUGAGCAUAGAAUCACGUGUAAUUUAUAAUAUAAUAAAGCAUAUAAGUAAAUAUAUAAACAUUAAUGAAGUUAUAAACAACCCGUUUUAUAUUUACCAAAAUUCGAUAAAAAAUAUUCCUAAUAACAAAUUCGCAAUUAAAAUAUUAAAUAUUAAUGCCUGUAAUAUACAUAAAUUAAAAUAUAAAAUACACAGUUUAUUAUCUGAGGGGAAACAACUUAAAAAUGUCAAUAUGGAAAUUACUAAUUAUAAAAACAAAAAAAAAAAUGAGCAAAAUAUUUACCUAACGCAUGAAGAAAAUUUAAUAUCUUAUGAAAUGAAUAAAAAAAAACAUUUAAUGCUUUCUAAAAAUGGCUAUGAUUUUGAUACUAUGCUAAACCCACAUUGCAAUUCUCAUUUGCUCAAUGGAAAACAAGUAUACUUAUCAAAAAAAAAUUCAAUAGUUGACAACAAUGCUUAUAAUCAUAAUUCUAUACCUAAAAUUAUAGAUGUAAACAAAACAAAAUCAUAUAUAAAAUUUUCAUCAAAUUAUAUUGACAAUAUUAACAAUGAAAAUGACCCCAACAUUUUAUUGUCUAAUGAAAAUUUUAUUACUAAUGAAAAGUAUCAAACAAAAACACUGGGUCAAAACUCCUUAAAAAAUUAUGAAAAAAAUAUUCACCAUAUCAAUAUAAUGAACAGUAAUAUUAAUCACAACAAUAGUAACGCUAUUAUUAAUGCCAAUAAUAUCGAUAUAAGCAAUAUUGAAAGAAGUUUUAAUAGUAUGCUUAAUUGUAGUAUUAACAACCAAAUUAGCCAUACCAACUUUAGCCAGGAUAAAGAUACAAGUAUAGAGAACAAUAAUUGUUUUUAUUUUGGUUGUAAACGUUGCCUAAAUAUCUAUUAUGAUAAUCGUGUUAUUAACAUGAGCGAAUUGAAUCAGGAAACAUUUGAUAAUCACAUGCUCAAUAGUCAUGGGGAAAUGUGUAAUGAUAAUAUAAUCAAUGAAAAUGAUAUACAAGAAAAUUUAAGGACAGAAGAUAUGCCCAUUUCAAAUAGUAAUAAAAUGGAAAACAAUACUAAAAAAAUAAAAUACCAAAACCAGUUAAAAAUAGUGAAUAUGACUAAUGCUGCGAAUAAAAAAAUGGAAAAGAAAGGUACUCAAGAACCCAACACAAAUCGAAACCGUGUUUCAUCUAAUAAAAAAAUUAGUUGUACAAAACUCGAAAAUAAUAGUAAAAAAAAUAAUAUAAUUCAUAAAGAAAGUAAUAAUACUUCCAAAAAUGUAAAAGAACCACAACUAAACCUGAAAAGCAAUAUUAUCACCAAGAAAACAAGCGACCAAACAAAUAUACACACUAACAUUUUAGAAACUAAGGAUGAAGAAAUAUAUGAAAAAAAUAUAAAUAAUUAUACACACGAUGAUACAAAAGACAAAUUUGUUAAUGAAAAAAAACAAUUGGAAGGAAAAAAAAAAAAGAAAAAAAAAGAAAAAAAUACAAUUUCAAAAAACACUUUACCAUACCCCAAUAUGGAAUCAGAAUCACAAAAGGAGAUAUUAUCAUUCAAUUCAGGUGCGAAAAAUGAAAAUUAUUUAGAACUUAAAAAAUCAUCUAAUGAUUGCUACAUUCCAUAUGAUUCACUCAAAUUGAAUAUCAAUAGUUUCAAAAAUAUUGAGCUUAAAAUUUGUAAAAACUGUGAAGAAAGAAAUGUAGAAAAUGACAAUUCGUUAACAAAAAAAAUAAAUAAAAAGUGUAAAUAUAUGAAUGCAAUACCAAAAUUUUUGUGGUCGUCGGCUGGAACUACAAAAAAUAACGAACAUGUUCUAGGUGUAGCAAUGCAAAUGAUUGAAGGAUGUACAUUAACAUAUAUUAUACAAAAACUUAAAGGCACAGAAAAUAUAAAUUAUGGACUAUUUUUAUUAGAUAUUUGCAAAAAACUGGUCAAACGUUUAAUGGUAAUAAGUGAAUCUAUUGAUAAUCCUAUAAUUAAUUGGGAUACAAAGCCAGGAAAUAUUAUGGUAGACUAUAAACUUUCAAAAUCUAAAAUUAUAUGCAAAAAUGUUACUAUAAUAGAUAUAGGAGAUGCGCUACCAGGAAGAUGUUUUUUCUUUCCAACAAAUCCAUCAUAUUAUGAAAAAAUAAAAAUUAAUAACGGAAAUAAAAAUUUCAACUUCUUAUAUUAUGUUAUUUGUACAAAAGGCUAUUGUUCUCCUGAAUGCGCAUUGUUAGUCUUUUUGUUAUCAUCUUUAAAUAAAUCUGAUCAAUUUAGAAAAACAUGGUAUGGCGCAGAUUCAAAUAUUUAUCAUAUUAACAAAACAAAACAAUUAAGAAUCAAAUACAGAUGGAAAAAGUUGCUAGAUCUUCGUUUUAUUCAACCAAUUGUAAAAAGAAAGGAAAUCGCAUAUUGUGAACCCCCCUUAAAUACUAUGUUUCGAAAUUGUAAUUGUAAUAGUGCCACUGGCUCAAGCGGUAACAACACUGCAUCAUAUUUAAAUGAAAAUAAUAAUGUUGAUUUGAGAGAAAUAUAUUUGAAUUGCGAACAAAAUAAAAAUAUCAUUAAUCAUAACAGUAAUGAUAAUGCCUAUAUUAGUAACCACAUCACCAGUUGUAGUAGCAAAUGCACCAGCAAAAAAAACAGUGAAUGUAGUAUUACUAAUAUGAAAACUGUUUUUUCUGAAAAAAUUGACUUAAAUACAUAUAUAAUGCCCACAAACAAAAGCACUUAUCCUGCUGGAUACAUGAACACAGAUAUUAACAAUAAUAAUAAUGAUGACAAAGAAUGCACUUCUUUAAGAGAACAAACUAAUGGUAAUAAUAUCCUGAAUGAAAGAAAUAUUUAUUUACCCAAUAAUAUUUAUGAUAAAAAAAACAAAUUACACCUUGAAUACCCUAUGAAAGGAAUAGAUGAAAAUAAAUUAGAACAUAAAAAUUCAGAUGAACACCAAAAUGAUAUAUUAAAAAACUAUUAUUUACAUAACGUAUGUACACAUGAUAUCCCUGAUGAUAAUUUAAAAACUGAAUAUGUCGAUAAUGAUGAAAUAAUGGACUAUUUAAAUAAUAAGGAUCAUUUAUUAAAAAAAAUAGAAACCGACUUAAAUAAUUGUGAUCGAAAAACACGACGAAAAAAGGAAUAUGAUUAUUUUGAAAUGCAUUCGGUUGAUACUUGGGUUAUUAAAUUUACAACUCAAACAACGAUAUUUAGUGUAGGUCUAGUAUUGUGUCAAUUAUUCGGAGGACAAAAUUUAUUAACUGUUGCCAAUAAAAAUGAAGUCAAAGUUGUCGAUUUGCUAUGCGAAUGGAAUUGUAAAAAUAGUACUAAUAUAUAUUCUGGAGAAAAAAAUAUUACUAUUGAUGAUCUAUUGCCAAAUAAAGGAGUUUUUUCAAAUGAUAUUUGGAAGGAAAAUGUUUCUAAUAUUAUUAAAAAUUGUUUACAUUUCAUACCAUCACAACGGUAUUCAUUUCAGCAAUUGUAUAAUGAUCUAAAAACUCUAAAAAAAGAAUACAAAACAUAUUAUAAUUUAAAAGAUUCAUGA
Plasmodium vinckei vinckei is the source of this 6330-nucleotide messenger RNA. RefSeq names its product conserved Plasmodium protein, unknown function. The coding region runs from base 1 to 6330 and encodes 2109 amino acids. Lineage: Eukaryota; Apicomplexa; Aconoidasida; Haemosporida; Plasmodiidae. The record is from RefSeq and is a predicted model, not a curated record. The transcript has a single exon.